GCCAUGGACGAAGAGUUUCCCUUCGCCCUGUUUGUGGAAGGAAAGUGGGACCCCAGGACCCCCAAGCUGAAAAACAAACUUAUUAUUUACUUCCAGAGCAAAAGGUCCAAUGGAGGAGACUGUCUGGUUCAGUACGAGGUGUCUGACGGACAGAAAGCGACUGUGCGCUUCAAAACGGAAGAAGUGAGACAGAAUGUUCUUGAAAAGCAAGACCAUAAAAUUAAGCUGGGUAAAGAAAGCCUGAGCCUCAGUGUUUAUCUUUCUCCAAGUGAGGCCAAAUCCAGUCAGGAAACAAAGUCUCCAGUUGACACAGGCCAAACAGAAAAAUUACCAACCAAAGAUGAAAAGCCAACAUCCACUGAAUCUCAAAUAAAAGAAGAAGAGGACACUGGGUUGAGUGAAGACAGUAAGGACUCAGCUCCCACAUUAGCUGUGAUCAAAAACAUCCAGAACGUGAAACUCGAAUUUCUGGAAAUGCUGGUGGAGAAUGUCCUCAAGGAGACCCCUGAGUCAAAAGGCGUCAGCAUAGAACUCAUCCCCGAGUGUAGUUGUGCUGUGAUUACCUUUAUGAACAGAAAAGAUGCAGUGGACUUCAUUAUGUCUGGUCCAGAGAACUCAAUUUGCAAAAGGAAGAAUCUGGAAAUCAGUCUUCUUGAUAAGACCACAAAGGUGAAAGUAGAAGAUUUACCUCCAGGCAUGAACUCUGACUAUAUCUCGCUUUAUUUUGAAAAGUUUGGUGAAAUAGUGGGCGACGUAGAAAUGCUUGAAGAUGAUGAAUCAGCUAUAAUUACAUUUAAUGUUCAUGAAGAUGCAAACGCAGUUCUCAGACAUCAACACAUGAUUAAAAAGCACCCUAUCAAAGUUUUUCCAUACCAUGAAUCACUAGGAGUUGCCCUCUAUGGUAAAGAAAGACCUACUUUAAAACUCCCAGAAUUUUUCAUAGAAAAUAUUGAUGAAUCUGUCUGGAAAUAUCUUCAAGAACAUCAAAAACCAUUGGACCAAAUUAUGCAAGAUAUGCAAAAGCAUUUCUGCCACCUGGAGUUUCAAGACCCGGCUGUAAGAAUUUGUCCUCUACCUUCCAUCCUUCAGCAAGGUGCACAGACAAAGAAACUCAUCCAGACCUGGAAGGAGAAGGCCUCUGCUCAGUUCACUACUGCAGUGUCCCAAUAUACAUCACUAAAAAUCGACAAGAUUGAGAGAGAUGCAUGGCUGGAACUUGAAGCAGAAAUUCAGAAAAUGUUGUCAUCUGAACCUGUAAGCCUGAUCCUUCAUGAAGGUCAAGGAACAAUGAUAAUCGCAGGGCUUGCAGAAGAUGUACGCAGAACUGGGGAAAUGGCACAGAGCACUGUUAACCGGAUUACACAACGAAUACAAAGACAAAAGAGCAGCAUUGAAGAUGAGGUCUCCAUGACUCCAUCUAUUUAUGAGCUCGUCAUGAAAGAUGGGUUGGAGGAUGCACUCUACAACACCUUUCCAGAACUGAGGCUGUGUUUCAAUGCUCCUAGUGAAAAAUUAACUCUAUUUGGGGUAAAACAAGAAGUUUUAGAGUCAAAGAAUAAAAUUUUGCAAGAGGUUAUCGGCCUAACCCGUGGAAUAGUAGAACUCCACUCAUCUGUUUUGGAGUUUCUCAAUAUGGCGGACAGAGAGGAACUGACCAAAAAACUUUUUUUAUCCAAGGGAAUUCGUGCAUCAUUGGAGAUUAACAAAGACCAGGUGUUUCUUGUUGCUAAAACAGACAGAACUUUUAAAGAUGGUGAGAAUGAGUUAAAAGUGGGGCUAUACCAUGCAUGCAUUGAUAUAGAUGACCCCAGUGUAAUCAGGACAGCAGAAUGGCACAAUCUUGUUGACCGACUAAGUAACACAGUAAACUCGUCAGUAAUGAUGAUGCUAAUAAACACUUCAGACAGACAAGUUGUGAUUUCUGGAUUUGCUGAAUCUGUGCAGUGGGUUCAGGAACAGCUGUCUGAUUAUGUGCUAAACAAUUCCUGUAUUACCUCAACUCUGCAGGCCGAUAAAAUUAUUGUGAAUUUUAUUAAGGAGCACAAAAAGGAAGAUUGCUCUAAGCUUCUGCAAGACAAAAUUGAUGUUAACUUUAAAGGCAAUACCAUCACACUGACUGGUCCAAGACUUUAUGUCUCUGAGUGUCAACUUGCCUUUGAGGACCUAUGUGCAUCUGUUUACUGCUGUAACUUUAAAGUAGAUAAGCCUGGUGCCAAGAAGUGUUUUAAGAUUAAAGGAGAGAUGAUGGUUGAAAGAGCAAAGGUCAAAAUGGGCUGUGUAGUUGAACUGGUUGAUGAACAGAAUUACAACCAGAUUUCUUCUAACCUCACCGAGAAAAAGAGAGUUCGUACACCUGAUGGAGUGGAGAUCGUAGUUAACAAAGAUGACAUGUGCUCCUAUCCUGUAGAUGCUAUAGUGAAUGCUGCUAAUGUAAACCUGAACCUAAACGGAGGUCUAUCCAAAGCACUUUCUGAUGCUGCAGGACCGAAGCUGCAGGAAGCCUGCAAGCAGAUUAUUAAAAGGCGGACGUUAAAGACUGGUGAUGUUGUCCAUACUGAGGCUGGACAGUUGCCCUGCAAGCAUGUAAUUCAUGCAGUAGGACCAAACUUUGAUAGAUCUGAUCCUCAGGAAGCAAUUAAAUGUUUAAAAAAUGCUGUAAAGAGAAGCCUGAAUCUUGCUGACAGUUUGUUUUGCCAGUCAUUGGCAAUCCCAGCCAUUAGUUCUGGCAAUCUCGGAUUUCCACCAAACCUUUGUGCAGACACCAUUGUUUCGGCACUGGAAGAGUUCUUUAAAUUUGUCAAUGGAGAAACAUGCUUAAAAGAGAUUCAUUUGAUUGACAAAAAUGAUAACACCAUUGCGGCUUUAGAAGCUGCAGUGCAGAAAGCGUAUGGAGGCAGUUCCACAAGUCAGGACUCAACAUUCAGGGGCAAUUCCAGCAGCCAUCAGCAAAACCUGAAUACAGCAAGCUCUUCAAACCGCCAUCAGCAAAACCUGAAUACAUCAAGCUAUUCGAACCAAGGGUCUUCUCAAAGUGUUAAGACGAAUGAAGGGUUGACUGUUACUCUUGCAAAGUGUAACAUUCAGGACACUUCAUUGGAUGUGCUUGUGAACUCUGUAGCACCUGACCUGGCACUUAACCAUGGAGCUAUUGCACAAGCCAUUCUUGCUACAGCAGGCCCCCAGAUUCAGACACUUCUUAACCAGCAGGCUAAAGGCCCUGCAAAUGAUGGAGCAGUUUUCAUCACUAGUGGUUGCAAUCUAAAAAACAAGGUGGUCUUUCAUGCUGUAGCUCCACACUGGAAACAAGCACAAGGUUCAGCACAGAGCACGCUGGAGGGCAUCAUGGAUGAAUGUUUACGUCAGGCAGAACAGCAGAAGCAAGGCUCUAUUGUGUUCCCUGCUAUCGGCACAGGGAACUUGGGUUUUCCAAAGCCAUUGGUGGCUACCACUAUGCUGGACUCAGUCCUCAAGUUUAGCAAGACCAGGACUUCAAGUCAUGUACAAGAAGUGAUGUUUGCUCUCCAUCCCAGUGACCAUCUCACCAUUCAGGCUUUUACAUCUGAAUUCAACCAAAAGUUCAACAUCCAGUCAUCCUCAGCAAGUGACUCGAGCGAAGGUCCGUUUUCAAAGGUCACCUCACCAAAAACAGGGAUGUACGAGACUACAGUGGGAGGAGUUGUGCUCCAAGUUCUCAGUGGUGACAUCACUAAGGAGACAACUGAUGCCAUCGUAAACUCAACCAAUGAUAAUUUUACUCUGAAAUCAGGUGUCUCAAAGGCUAUUUUAGAUGCAGCGGGUCCAAAUGUUGAGGCUGAGUGCCAGCAACAAGCAGGAGCACAGCCGAACAAGGGACUGAUAAUGACUCAGCAAGGCAACCUGCAAUGUAAAAAGAUCAUCCAUAUUUCAGCAAUGAGUAAUCUUACAACAAUCCAAAAACGAGUUAGGCAAGCAUUAGAAAUGCUUGUGAAGCAAAAGUUUACCUCCAUUGCCUUCCCUGCCUUUGGAACAGGUCAGGGUGGAGCUAACCCUGGCAAUGUUGCCGACGCCAUGAUGGAUGCAGUAAUUGACUUUUUGACCCGGACUCCACAGUCUUCACUCAAAACUGUGCGCAUAGUCAUCUUCCAGGCCCCCAUGUUGGUAGAUUUUCAUCAGAGUAUGUUGAGAAAAGAGGUUACUGUAAAGCAGAAGACUGAGAGUGCCUGGUCAAGACUUACAACAUUUACCAAAUCAUUUUUUAUGCCCAAGUCCAAGGAUGUCACGUCACCACAAGAGAAGGACUUUUUAAUGGAGAACAAGUCGAUGCCUGUGUUGUGCUUCUCUAUCUGUGGGCCUUCCAAGACUGCUGUGGAUGAAACCAUGCAGUUUAUUGACAAGUUUAUCUCAGAAGAACAGGCUUUUCAGUCCAUCAGUGAUGCAAUGAUCCUCAGUUUGUCUGAAAAAGACAAACAACGAAUCCGAGAUCUGCAACGAACCAUGGAUGUUAAUGUGAAAAUCGAGCAAAAAGCUCAGGCAGCUACAGCAGCGGACUCCGAGGAGGUCACACUUAUAGUAGAGGGUCUUAGCAGGGAUGUUCUGGUGGUUAUAGGUGAAAUAAACAACAUGCUGAAAACAACCAGAGAUGAUGUGAACAAGAAGCAAAGCAUGGAACUAACAGCUGAGUUUGUGGAUUGGCAAUACCAGCAGGGUGGCCAGUACCACAGCUUCGACCUAGCUACAAACUUUAAACUAGAGCAAGCAUGUUCUCUGAAUAGUCAACAAGUGGACAUCAACUUUCAGGGACAAAUUUACAACGUCAAAAUACCUGAGGGUCCUGCUGUGAGUGGUGGGACACAGAUGGAAAUCAGGCGUGUUGACAAAAUGAGCGUUGCAGCUGCUGACACCCUCCCACAAGAAUGGGAAGUUAUGGCAUCUACUGAGCUGAUUAAGGUUUGUCCACUGAAAACUGGCAGCAAAGAGUACAAUGAUGUCCUGGCCGACUUUCGCAAAACCUGUCCCAAUAAUGUUCUUAAGAUUGACCGGAUACAGAAUCCUAGCAUGUGGAAGAACUACCAAAACAACAAGCAGUAUAUGGAGAAAAAGAAUGGCCAUCAGAACAAUGAGAAGAUGCUGUUUCAUGGAACCAGAGAAGACUCCAUAAACCACAUCAACCACAGUGGCUUUAACCGGAGCUAUGCAGGAUUAAAUGCUGCAGCCUAUGGAAAAGGCACAUACUUUGCACUUAAUGCAAGCUACUCUUCCAGCAACACAUAUUCAGUACCAAAUGCACAAGGACACAAACGCAUGUAUUACUGCAGAGUUCUCACUGGAGACUAUGCACCUGGAAACGGUUCCAUGAUUACUCCGCCUGCCAAAACCACCAAUGGCACAGAUCUCUAUGACACUGUGGUGGACAACACAGCUCGUCCAACCAUCUUUGUAGUGUUUCGUGAUUACCAUGCAUAUCCGGAAUAUUUAAUUACAUUUACCUGAACUUCAGACCAAAGAGGGCUGCAUGAUUCAUCAACACAAACUCCAUACUAUGCAUUUUAUACUUGCAUUCAGCCACAGUGAACUUUAUCCACAGUUUGUGGUGUUGCCUGGAACCGAAAUGGAUGUAAUUUGUCAUAAAUCAGCACAAAAUAAUCCAGGAUGUUAAAAGCCUAAUUAUUUACUAUAAAUAUAUAAAAGUUGUUUUUUUCUAAAAUAGUCUAAAUUAAUUCUGGUUCAAGAAUAUAAGGUUAGUGAAUUGUGACUUUGACUAGAGGAGGAUGUCAUCCAAAAUCUUGUAACCAGUUUGAAAGGGGAUGAGCCAGAAGAUGCCAUGGUAACUCUGAGCACAUUGCUAUCAGCACCAUGCUUAACCAUGUGGAAUGAUGUUUUAAUUGUGAACAGCAAGACUGACUACACUUCUCAGGAAAUCUCAGAUGAAAAACAUUUUUUUCCCCAUGUUUUGCUGAGUCUCCAACAUGAAUUUUGUCAAACAAGAAAUAAAGAUAUUUCUCCUG
Messenger RNA from Clarias gariepinus (North African catfish), 5984 nucleotides. RefSeq names its product poly(ADP-ribose) polymerase family member 14-related sequence 1 (gene parp14rs1). Gene Ontology annotation, cellular component: nucleus; cytoplasm. The record is from RefSeq and is a predicted model, not a curated record. The transcript has 17 exons. Gene Ontology annotation, molecular function: RNA binding; NAD+ poly-ADP-ribosyltransferase activity; transcription corepressor activity. Bases 4 to 5469 code for a protein of 1821 amino acids. NCBI's taxonomy places the organism in Eukaryota, Metazoa, Chordata, Actinopteri, Siluriformes, Clariidae. Gene Ontology annotation, biological process: negative regulation of gene expression.